AUGUCUCGACAUCAAAGAACAAAUGAAGACUCUGAUGAGGAAGAGUUUCAAGAAACGCAGCAUCAAAAACUACAAAAUAGUUAUCGUCAUGCUAAAGAAGAUCAACGUGAAUAUACUAUUGAAAAAAAGGAUCAACUUCGAAUGCAAAGUAAAACUCUUCAACAAUUGUCAAAAGAACGUGAAGAAUUACAAAAAGUUUAUAAACUAGCUGAGAGUCUUGAAAAUCAAAAACGUGAUGAAGAAAAAACAAAAAAACUACAACAGCUUGUGGGCGCUAAAGGUUUGUUCUUUUGGUCAUGUAGCAACAGUAACAGAUAUUUCAGAAGAACUGGUACACUCCCCUAGUUGAGAAUCCCAUAGGAUUACUGCUGAACAAAAACUUUGAAAUCUUUUGGAGAAUCAGCAAUUUUUAUAAACUAAAUCUAAAAGAAAAAGGGACCCAUAAGAGAAUUUGCAAGAUUACCAAACUCAAAUUGUGAAAUUUUAAAAAGUCACACUGCUUAACAAAACAGGACCAUCACGAGAGUCCUGUUGGAUUUCUUAUUUUCAUGAGAUCUCAUACGAGAGUGUCGACUACGGAUGGCAUUUUAGGUUUAUGUUCCUUUGUUUCUUAUUGUGGCUUUUUGUAAAA
Didymodactylos carnosus is the source of this 631-nucleotide messenger RNA. The record is from the annotation of a GenBank genome assembly. Lineage: Eukaryota; Metazoa; Rotifera; Eurotatoria; Philodinida; Philodinidae.